AUGGGAGCCGGUGGCAAGAAGGCGAAAGCCAAAGAUAAGAAUGGGAAGGCUGGAGCAAAGCAGAAAAAUAAGAACACCAAGAGUCCUGAAGCGACAGCAGAAGACCAGACGACAAUUCAAUCCUCGACUCCUGACAGCCCGGCCCCUGUGGUACAAGAACCCGAACUCGGCCAAGCAUCGGAACCAGUACUUGAACAAAUCUCAGAAGCCGUCGAGCCACUUGAACUUGAACCUUCUCCAACUCCAGUCGACCAUGAGGAACCUGAGAAAGUCUCAUCUAAACUUGAAGAGCCCUCAGAUCAACCACCCUCUCUGAAGGAGACCCAAACUGACACCGAAGGUCCCGUGUCAACCGACCAAGACACGACCGAGGUUCCUAUUGAGCCCGAAGAGAGCCAACCAUCAAUCGAAGACAGUCACCAGCCUGAGCCUGUCGAAGAAUCUGCCAAGCCGGAAUCAAGAGAGCAGACGCCUGUCGCGGCUCCAGCUGUCCCAUAUUCGCCCGUGCCAUCGCAAGUGCCACUACCAUCACCUUCCCUGACGGAGGCCCGGUUUGUGUCCAGCGCUUCACCAGAGGCCCGAUUCUACCCUGCGUCUCCGGCAGUUGUACCCUACGCUUCGCCUGUGCCAUACGCCUCGCCCGUGCCGUACGCUUCACCUGUGCCGUACGCUUCACCUGUGCCAUACGCCUCGCCUGGAUCGUACGCCUCACCCGUGCCAUAUACGCCGCCCCAUCCAUACACAUCACCUUUCGCAUCGCCCUUUGCGUCGCCCUUUGCAUCACCUUUCGUCUCACCCAUACCCAAAGUCAGCAGUCCGCUGGCUCGUUCUCAUUAUCCAUAUAUGCCUCCCGCCAUGCCUCCAACAAUGUCUCCCACUGCAACACCCCCGCCACCUCAAGCACCAGCUCCUCCUAUGAUGGCACCUCCACCCCCUCCAUCAACCAAUCAGAGCUAUACCUCCGCUGUUCACUCGCCCGUCAUGAGCUCUGCCCGGGUCGUUCCACCAUACGCCCAUUAUCCUCCCCCUCAGCCAAGCCCUCAAUACAUGCACCGGAGCUACAGUGUCUCUGAUCAGCCAUAUGCAUCUUCAUUCCAAGCCCUCCGGGACCUACCCCUACCGGGCAAUGGCGCAACACACGAGAACGGCACUAUAUCACCCCCUGAUAAUAAUGACGCCGAACAUAUCGAGCUACUGCAGCGCAUCCAAUCUGCAAUUCCAGACAUCAACCGUCUACUGCAUGGCUUCCAACACACUCACACCCGACUCAACAGCCGCGAGGCAGAAAUGAAGCAGAUCGGCAACCAGCACGAGCAAGCAUUAAUGCACAAAGAAUUCUACAUCGAAGCACUUCAAUCACAAAUGAAGAAGACCGCCAAUGAAAGUGCCGAAGAAUGCGCCAAGCUGAAGAACACUAUCAACGAACUGCGUCUCGAGCUCGGAAACUUACAAGAGAAGCAAAGAGAUCUUGAAGAUGGAUUGGCGACGCACCAAAAGUCCAACGAAGAGCUUUCUCAAGGCAAGAGUGAUCUCGAAGCAGAACUUGCCACGUUGAACACCAGCAUUGAAGAAUCCAAGGCCGCGCACGAGAAGGAGCGCGAUGAGCAGAAGGAUGAGCAUACGAAGGCUCUUGCGACGCAGAAGCAAGAACUGACGGAACUCUUCGAGGAGAUCAAGAAUGAAGACGAGAAGGCUGCUGCUGAGACUCUUGAAGCGCGCGAGAAGGAUCUCCGUGAACAACACGAGACUGACAAGGGUGAAUGGGAGAAGGAAAAGACACUGAUUCAGGAGACUCUUGAAACUCACCGUAACGAACUCGAAGCGACAAAGACAGAACUAGCUUCUAAAAUCGCCGCUCUUGAAUCCAAGGAAAGCGAAUUGGAGUCUCGUCUUGCUGAACUCACCUCGAUCCGCGAAGAAGUUGCCGGUAAAGUAGCCGAGCUCGAAGCUAAAGAGAAAGAGCUCCAGAAUACUCGUGACGAGAACGCGAAACAGAUCGAGAUGAUCCAAAACACCCAUGCGGGCGAGUUGGACUACAUGCGUGAGGGCCACGCGAAGGAAUUGGCUACCGCUGCUCAGGAGCUCAAUAACAAGAUUGCCGCUGUUGAGGCCCAGCUUGUCGAGAAGGAGAAGAGCUGGGAAGCUGAGAAGGCGGGCUUGGCCCUGCAGAUCUCUGAGAAAGAUGGGGAGCUGUCGAGCUCUGAGCGGGAGAAGGAGAGAUUGGAGGGAGAUGGUCUCGUCAAGGAACAGCAACUUCAGCGUGCGGUGGAUGAGAUGAAAUCGACUAUUGAUCAUCUGGAUGGUGAUUGCGACCGGCUGAGGAAGACACUCCACAGUCUUGGUGAGGCCACCGAUCUUAAGACUAAGGGCGACCGUUUCUUUACCGACUGUUUCAACCAACUCUCCCAAAUGAUCCACGACCUCUCCCAAGACCACUUCGCCUACCUCCCCAUCGAUCCACCAAAAGACAUCCUCUCCAAAAUCCCCUCCGAACUCCCCUCCUUCCUAGACAACAGCCCGGCCUCCCGCGACCUCCGAUGCGCCUACAUCCGCCACGUCGUUUCCAAGACCCUAACCUACCGAGUCUUCCAACCCUUCCUAUUCACCCUAGGCAGACGCUACGACAAAGCAGACACAUUCUUCCAAAUGCUGUCGAUGGAUAUUCGCCGUAAAUCCGUCCGCCGUGAGGCAUUCUGGCGCCAGCAGACUCUAAAAGCAGCAUAUACGACUUCGGACGCGAAACAAUCUAUUAACGUCGCUGCGGCGGUGAUCGUGGAUGAAAUUAUCGAUCAUAUCAGACAUUUCGCUGAUCCUAAACAUUUGGAUUCUCUACUCAUCACCGUUCGCAAGAUUGUUAAACUUGCGGCUGAAACGUGGCGACAUGCUCGUGUUGAGCGAGAACUGGUGUUAGCACUCCUACCCGCGCCAGAUGCGGAAGACGUCUCGAAUGAGGGGUGGUUGGAGUAUGGAGUUGCGAAGGAAGUUAUUGGCAGUCCGAUUCAGCAGAAGAGUGAUCCAACUCGGCAUGUCGUUCUAAGGACAUUCCCGUGUGUGGUGCGAGAGGCUGCGCAUGAGGACUUUGCUUUUGCAUCGGGUGAGAGGGCGAAUUCGUGCGUUUACUCGGUCGGUGAGGUUCUUUUCUCCGAUUCACCGGUUAUUAUGGCGCGGUUGCAGGAGGUGGCGAAGAAAUCUACGGAUACGGGGGGUCAGUUGGGGUUGAAUUUGUCUCCGCCUAAGACGCCCUCCCAGGAGAAUUUGCCGCUGAGGGGGAUUGAGAAGUUGGUUGGUAUUCAUAAUUCGCCGAAAUUGACGGUGCAGUCUGCGCCGAAUAGUCCGAAGGGACAGUUUAUGAAGACUUGA
Messenger RNA from Penicillium cosmopolitanum, 3360 nucleotides. RefSeq lists its product as uncharacterized. The transcript has 3 exons. The record is from RefSeq and is a predicted model, not a curated record. NCBI's taxonomy places the organism in Eukaryota, Fungi, Ascomycota, Eurotiomycetes, Eurotiales, Aspergillaceae. The coding region runs from base 1 to 3360 and encodes 1119 amino acids.